Molecule: messenger RNA, 1359 nt
Organism: Penicillium malachiteum
Lineage: Eukaryota; Fungi; Ascomycota; Eurotiomycetes; Eurotiales; Aspergillaceae
Product: putative nuclear envelope protein Brr6
Exons: 3
Coding region: 1-1359 (452 amino acids)
Biological process (GO): lipid homeostasis; nuclear envelope organization
Cellular component (GO): nuclear envelope; nuclear membrane
Source: RefSeq, a predicted model, not a curated record
AUGGUGCGGACCGCGGAAGGUCCUAUGGACUUUGAAUGGCAAACACGCCCUCCAAUGGAUGCUUCGUCUCCUUUCUCCCAUCUAGAAAAUAAGAAGCGGACACACAACGUAUUCAACUCUCCAGACAAGAAGCCUCCUUCUCUACGUCCUCCUAAUUCUCAACCAUUCCUCUUCUCCCAACCGCGAACUCAACCCAACGUACCUUCUAAAGCCGUCUUUGGACAACCAGCGUUCAUGACACCUCGAAAGAUCGAUGUCGACUUCUCAUCUGGAGCCGAGAACUUCUCGUCUCCCGAAAAUGCAGACAAUGAAGAUACACCAGAGCAACCCAUGAGGACAGAGAGGAGGAAUUCAUUAUUCAAUAUCUACGGCCGAUUCGGAAGUAGCCCCGGCCGCGGCGAGAUCCCCCGUACGAAGCACUACUCCAACGGAGCGCUCCACAAGGUCCAAAAGACGCGACGACGAAAUCGAGAACUUACGCGAAAGGUGAAGACGGACAGCGAUGACGAAAGCGAUCGACCGAGCAGUAGCGACGAGAGGAAAGGCAAGCUAUCAAGGCAAGGGCAGGGUCAGGAACAUGGAUCAGAACUGGUGCCCUCGCGAAUGUCGUCCUUCUCCGAGUUUUUUGCUCUUUUAGAAGCGCAUCCCAAUGUUCCCAGUAUCUUGUCAUGGUGGGCUCAGCUUAUUGUCAACUUGUCGCUUUUCUCUCUCGCGGUCUACAUCGUCUUUACCUUUGUCUCAGCUAUUCGGGCCGAAUUCGAGCAAGCCGCAGACGAAGUCUCCGACGGAAUUUUGGCAGAUAUGGCGAAAUGCGCCAAGGAUUACGUGGAUAAUAAGUGUGGUGGCCCAGGCCGAUUACCAGCGCUUGAGACUGUGUGUGAGAACUGGGAGCGAUGUAUGAAUCGCGACCCAGCCAAAGUAGGACGAGCCAAGGUCUCAGCUCAUACAAUGGCUGUUAUCAUCAACAAUUUCAUUGAUCCCAUCAGUUGGAAAGCAGUGGCAAUUUUCCUCGCCACUAUCUCCACCGUGACAGUUGUUAGCAACUGGUCAUUCCGCUCCUUUAGAAGCAAACACAACCAGCAGGAUUACCAUCCUAAUCCGAAUAACUACCCCGGUCAGCCCUCCGGUCACAAUCAAUUCAUGCAUGGCCAACCACUUCACCUACAACAUAAUCCGAGCUUUGGGUACUAUGGACAACAGCACGAUCCUCGACAGAACAUGAACAUGGGUAACGGCCAUUCCCAGAACCAAGAUGCGCCACUGAUGCUGGAGAACACAAGAUCCAGGGAUUUCGAUCGCAGUGAUGAGCGGGAAUCUCAUCUACGUACCCCAAGUCCUUCAAAGCGCCGAUUUGCAUAG